UAUGAUAGAAUCUAGAUUCUAGAUCCUAGAUCUAGAAGUUAGAAGUAACCUGUGUGUAAUAAAUCUAAUCUAGUCUAGAUUCUAUUUAAUAAAAUUGAAGAGGUUUAGGCCUAAUGUCAAUGUAGAUCUAGUAAGUAAUGUAGGUAGAUCACAUAAUUGUCAAAUUAUUUGCUGUCACUUACCGGUAAUGGCGACAAAAAUUGUAAAAUGUUCUAGAACCGUAGCUUAUUUACCUAGCUUUCACGCAGCAAGAAUUAGAUGGAGGACCUUCUCCUCAGCAUCUGAUAUACGAGAUCAUUUUCCUGAACUGACUGAAGAUACAGCAAAGACUGUGUGGCCAGACAAAAAACUUGGACUACUGGGCCCGCAGGACAAAAGGUUUUUAUUGCCAGGUCAGGUAGGGCCUUGUGUCAACCCUAAGAAAGUCACAGACCAGUUCAAGGUUAAGGCCGUUGAGUCGCCAGUGUUGGAUCUCGAUACAGCCUUACCAGAAACAUUGUUUCUACAUCACAGUGAUAUAGCUGAGCAGUUCUUAACAUCUAUUGAUGAGAUUGAUGUUGACUUUAUAGACAGAGAGAUGUCUGGGCCAACUUGUACAGACAAACUUGAAUACAGAGCACACAACUGUCCCACCUUGCUGAGGAAAGAAUUCAAGGAGCUAUUCCCUCAGAGAAAUAUUAUGGAUGGUACCUUGGUUAUCAUAACGAUAUCACUUAAGACAGAAAAUGAUAUGACAAUAUGGUCCUCAGAGGUGGAGCAAGAGCGAGAGAAGCUUCUGGAAAUGUUCAUCCAAGGUGCUGUUGAGCUUUGUCAAGCUUUUGAUGACUCUGGCUUCUGGGCUGAUUUUAUUGACCCAUCAUCUGGAAAACCUUUUAAAAGCCCCCACACCAACUUCACAUUGUUUGAAACAGACGAACGUUACAGGAAACUUGGUUUUGACAUUCGUGAUUUGGGCUGCUGUAAGGUCAUCAGUCAUCCAGUGUGGGGAACACGUUCUUAUAUUGGCUCUUUGUUUACAAAUGCACCUUUAAAUCACCCGAUACUGAUGAACCUGAGCUACCCUCAUUAACUUUAGUUGGUUAGAAUGUCACAUGUAUUUAUAGAUAAUCAGGCGCAAUGCUAAUAAAUAAUUAUUACAAAGCUGGCAACCAUUUCCAAAGAUACAUAGAAAAAGAGUUUGGUUAUAAAAUGAUGCCAACAUUCAUUCUUAAGCCUGCGGUGGGUGUAUAAGUAACAUCAUCAAGUUGUCAUUCAAGUUUCAAGUGGAGUUGUGUGUUGACUUGUGAGCAAUCCAGCUUGUAGAACGUAGUGAGUUACCUUUGAAGAACUCAGUGAAUCUGAGAAUGUGCCCGGUCAGUACAUGGAACCGUUUACCUGUGAAUUUCUCAUUGUUGUGGUCAUGUUGAUACAACGGAAUAAAUUUCUUUUUGAA
This is a messenger RNA of Physella acuta, 1432 nucleotides long. RefSeq names its product cobalamin trafficking protein CblD. Gene Ontology annotation, biological process: cobalamin metabolic process. Gene Ontology annotation, cellular component: mitochondrion. NCBI's taxonomy places the organism in Eukaryota, Metazoa, Mollusca, Gastropoda, Physidae. The record is from RefSeq and is a predicted model, not a curated record.